CCGUAUAUAAGACCCACCGAAAUAGUCAGCCCAUGGUGGAGACACUCGCAAAAUUCAAGAAGGACGUAAAGCGAACCGACACCGGGUUCCUGGCGAUAGCAACAAAGGUGGAAAACGACGGGAAGAAAACCUCGGAACCUCCACAAAAAAUCAAGGAAUUACUUAAGGAGUUCCAAGACAUUCUUCCCGACGACCUUCCGAACGAGCUGCCGCCCUACCGAACGCACCAACACGAGAUCGUGGAAGAACCAGGUUCGAAGCUGGCCUUCCGAGCACCAUAUCGGCUCAGCCACAUAGAGCUAGCCGACAUGAAGAAACAGAUCGAGUAUCUCCUUGCAAAAGGACUCAUCCGACCAUCCACUUCGCCAUACUGUGCCCCCGUACUCUUCACACCGAAACCGGACGGAAGCCUGCGCAUGUGCAUCGAUUACCGAGCUCUCAACAAGCAGACCAUCAAGAACAAAUACCCAAUCCCACGAAUCGAUGACCUGCUUGACCUGCUUAGGGGAGCCACGGUAUUUUCCAAUCUGGAUCUGCGGUCCGGUUAUUGGCAGAUACGAAUGGCGGACAAUUCCAUCCACAAAACUGCCUUCCGAACUCGAUACGGGUCUGACGAGUAUCUGGUAAUGCCAUUCGGACUCACCAACGCACCAGAAACGUUCCAAGCCGAAAUGAACCAUAUUCUAUGCCCACUCUUGGACGAAUGCGUGGUGGUGUACCUGGACGACAUUCUCAUCUACUCGCGCCACAUGCAGCAGCACGUCCAACACCUACGACGCGUCUUCGACAUUCUCCGACGAGAACGAUUUUACGACAAGUUAUCCAAGAGCGAAUUUGCCCUCGAGAAAGUCCAAUUCCUAGGACACAUGGUGAGCACUCGAGGAGUUCACAUCGACCCCAAGAAAACCGAAGCCGUACGUACGUGGAAGACACCCAAGAACAUGGAGGAGUUGCAGCAGUUCCUAGGCUUCGCUAACUACUACAACAUGUUCGUGCCACAAUACGCAAAAAUCGCAACACCAAAACAUCACGAAUCUGUUGAAGAAGAAAACGCCCUAUAAGUGGGAACUUAAACAUCAGGA
Messenger RNA from Closterium sp. NIES-67, 1082 nucleotides. The record is from the annotation of a GenBank genome assembly. Lineage: Eukaryota; Viridiplantae; Streptophyta; Zygnematophyceae; Desmidiales; Closteriaceae.